Mya arenaria is the source of this 742-nucleotide messenger RNA. Its product is annotated as globin, polymeric component P2-like. Gene Ontology annotation, molecular function: heme binding; oxygen binding. The transcript has 4 exons. Lineage: Eukaryota; Metazoa; Mollusca; Bivalvia; Myida; Myidae. The coding region runs from base 164 to 742 and encodes 192 amino acids. The record is from RefSeq and is a predicted model, not a curated record.
ACCACUUGCAGUGCAACAUGAGAAGCGAUAAUGUGCCUCAAAUAAGAAACGACUCUACUUAAGUACACUUGAAGAGCAAAACAUUGGCACAUCGCAAAAAGGAUAUAUACAGUACACACAUAUAGUGAAAGAAACACAUUUCCCGCGGCUUUCAGCGGUGGACAUGGGUUGUACGUUGGCGACUCCUCCCCCUGGGCUCGUUGACAGCAGGGAACUGGCCCAGAUUUUGUCCCCUGAGGACAUAAAAGUUGUUCAAGAAACCUGGCUUUACCUGCAAGACGACAUGUCAAGGAUGGGACUGGAGAUAUUUAAACGGUUCUUUGCGCAAAAUGGUGAUCUCAAAAGGCUGUUCUACAAGAAACUCCAUUGUUCAGGCGUGACGUUGGAAAACGUCGCUCACAUUCCAUUCGAUGAACGAAAGCUUAUGUCACAUGGGCUUGUAGUCAUGGAAGCGCUCGGCGCCGCAGUCGAAUGUCUUCAUGACAGUGAUCAACUAUCAUUGCUUUUAAUUGGUGUUGGUGAGAGACAUGUUCUGUAUGGUGUACAACGAGAAAUGAUCCCGCGUCUGUGGCCAGCGAUUGUGUCAGUGAUCGAAGAAUACUUGGGGGAGCAUUUCAGCUCAAAGGCGGGGCGGUCCUGGGAGCGGGUGUUUCAGUAUAUCGGAUCAAGAGUAAUUGAAGGCAUUGAAAGAUGGCAUAAGAACAUGGACGUUGAAAAACAACUGGAACCCGAUCAACACUGA